Messenger RNA from Owenia fusiformis, 1853 nucleotides. The record is from the annotation of a GenBank genome assembly. NCBI's taxonomy places the organism in Eukaryota, Metazoa, Annelida, Polychaeta, Sabellida, Oweniidae.
CCCGAGGGGGGCCCCCCCGAGAUCCGCCAGUGCGUUCGGGUAGUUUGAUAAUGGAGAGGUUAAGCAAUACAUAUAAACGUUGGUUAAAGUGAUGAUCUGGUCAAGAAGAACAGUGCUGGCCCUAUACAGAAGCUUGAUCCGUAAAGGAAACACUCUCCAAUACACUAACAAAAACUUCUACCUCAGAAGAAUUCGACAGGAGUUUGAUACUAAUAAAGAUUUGGCUGAUGAAGUAGCUAAAUCAAAAUGUCUUGAGAAAGGCUACUCAUUUCUCAAAAGAGAUGCUUUGAUGUGAAUAAGACUGAGUAGAUAUAAAUGUUACUGAAGACAUGUGACCAAAGUAUACUUAUACAAAUCACUCCAUACAUUCCGUCCAUCAUAAACAACAAUGACAAAAACUGUUAAAAUGUCAACAAAUAAUGAAAACCAUGAAAACGAAGCUGGGAUUCCAAUGGAACUAAAAUCCCAAGACAAUGGCACUCCUACCAACAGUAACCAUACUAACAGUAACCAUACUAACACAGCCUCAAGUACCAGUGAUGAAUUGAGUGAAGCUGCUUGUAAUGCUUUGGAUAUAGUUGGCAGCAAACAGGAACAAAGUUACGAUAAUUUUCUAAAAUCAUUCACCUACCUUCACAAAGAUGACAUCACUAAACAGUUGAUUAAGACGCAAGAGAAAAUGUUUCACGAGAGCUUAAAUGGGAAUGCUGAAGAACACACCAAUAACACAGAAGAAAAUGAUGUUGAAGUUGAGGAUAUUGAUUCAGAUGAGAUGAUUGAGACUCUUAAUGAAGUGCUACCUGGAGCUCCCUCAACAAGUGGAGUUAUGGUGAGAGCUGAGACUCCAGGGAGCAUUGUAAAACUGGAUAACUUUGUACAAGAUGAAAGUAACCAUGAUAGCGGGGAAGAUGUCCUAGAUAUUGACCUUGGAGAUGACGAGGCUCCUUAUCUUCCAGACUUCAGUGACACAAACACAACACCCCGGGGAGGGACCACAAUCCUCUCCCCCAGGAUCCGAGAUCUCAGCUUGUCACCCCCUCAGUCUGACCCCCAAUUCUAUGAUAGCGCUGGUGUACCCAUAAUUCCUGAAGAACCCCAUAAUGAUCUCAGUGAAAGUAAUGAUGAUGAACUUGAAAUUAAAAUUCCUGAUACAGUUACAAACUACCCUGGUGAGAUUGAGACAGUACAGAUAAGCCCAAGAGCAUGUGAUAUUCAACGUGUGAGACAACUUGACUUUUCCACUCAGAGUUAUAAAGUUGAUCAUAGUGACCCACCACAGUUAAACAAUACUGGGACUGAAAACAGUGAAGUCAUUGAUGUGAAAAAUGAUGUUGAGGCAUUUAGCUUGGAUACAGAUUUUGAUUAUGAUAAUGUUGUUUUGACACCAAAAUACACUGCUGAGGAAAUGGAGAUGAUAUCUCAAGGUUUUGCAAAUAGAAAUGAUAAAGCCAACUGAUAAAACUCCAUGUAAAUGUACCUUUAUGGACAAACAUAUGAUUUUUCUAAAGAGUGUUGUGUUUGUAGAAAGUAGUUCUAUUAUUCUGUGGUUUGUCUUAACUUUGUUUACUGGAAGGCAGCAUGAUUCAGUUAAAAUGAAACUGAAAUUGAAUGCAUUUAUAAUACCCCUUUGCUACAUUUAAACAUUUUUGUAGACAUUUUUUAGAUGAACCAUUUUGUUAACAACUCUUUCAUCUAUGAUUUGCUAUCUACUUUUUGUAUUCUCCAAAAACCACACCCGGUGUUCGGAAAAUAUGAAUGGAGAGGGAGUAGUUGAUUUUUUUGCUAGAAAAUUCAACAAAUUUGCAAGAAAUAUUUUUCCAUGAACUAGUUUACAAAUAAAUUGCUAAAUUAAG